This is a messenger RNA of Lymnaea stagnalis (great pond snail), 13875 nucleotides long. Lineage: Eukaryota; Metazoa; Mollusca; Gastropoda; Lymnaeidae. The record is from the annotation of a GenBank genome assembly.
GUUGUUGUGUUGUCUUCUCUUUUCUCAAGUGUUUGCCCGCUAUAUAAAGGAGCCCCCGCUAGGAUUUUUACCGUAUCCUUGUCUUGGCCUACUAGAAACUUCAAAUUAUAAAUUCUGACAGUGUGGGUAUUUCAAGUUGAGCUGAAAGAAAGCGACGUCUGACUGCCCCCCCAACACGAUGGCCACACAACUGCAGUUUGUGUUUGUCUGUCUUUUUGUCUGUUUCACCUGUCUUAUCAACGCCAGGUCGAUUAAAAGUGAACUGGAAGGUAAGUUAGCAUUAGUUGUUUCGUGAUGUUAAACUUCAGAGCGCUCAUUGCAUUUUUUUUUAAAGUUAAAAAAAAAACAACAAAAAAAAGAACCAGAUGGUGGAUUCCAAAUCGGAGUUCGGUCCCUUUGGUUGGGGUCAAGUCAUAAAAAUUUGCCCCGACCAAAGAAAGGGAAAUAAUGAUAUACUGCUGUGAUUUUUUUCCUGAAUGAACACGCCAAACGGUUAUAAAUAGUAACACGAAUAUAAGUGAAACGCGCAAAAAAGAAAUGUUGCGCAUAAACAAUUAAAUCAAUCGUCUAAGAACGACACCCAUGUAAAAUAUACAAGGAACGCACUUACAGGUGCUGUUAGACGUUGUUUCAUAAUUUAACUGUUAUUUUUUUUAACUCACGUCUCACCUGAGCACUUAAAAAUGUAUCCAGGGGCGUCAUUUCAAGUUUUUUUUUCAAAGUGGGGGGAGGGUCAAAAUCAAAACUUGGUCGGCUUGUUAAGUUGUAUAUUACUGGAGGCGCCACAGUACAUAACAAUUUAAAUAAAACUUGCAAAUUCGGGGGGGGGGGGGGGCAAAUUGCCAAAUGACGUCCUUGGCCGAAUGCCCCCACGCACUUUAAAUAAAUUCAACUACAAUUAAUAUAUAUUUAUAUUAACGUACACACCUUUUAACUUUUACUAGGGGGUGGGGGUGGAUUAUUGAGACUAAUUAAUGAAUUAGUAUGCAAUAAUAUAUUAAUGAAAGCUGAAGUAAACCGUUUUAGGUGCACCGAUUGUUUGUAUUCUUUUAGGCUAGUCUCCUUUCUUUAAAAAAAAAAAAUGUUUGAUCGCAGUCCAACCCACUUAUAAUGACUAAGAGGGGAAGUUGUGGUCGUAGACUCCGGGGUAGUUAACCAGAUACGGGUCACUAAUGGGGGUGGGGGUGGGGUGGGGGGGUGCUGACAUGUAAUGACAUCAUAAUUUACAGGAAGAGCCCCUUUAAUAUUUGGUAGAUCGAUUCGGAGGGCGGAGCUACAUACACAAAAAAUGAAAGAUAGUGAAGCAAAUAUUAAAAAUGAAGGCCAAUUCUCAGGAGAUUUCAUGACAUCGUGUUUCAAAUGUUGGACACAUUUGAUGGGAAAACUCUAUUUAUAUUGCUUUUUUUUUUUUUUUUCAUUUUCAAAUAAGUAAUGGAAAAUUGGAAUAUAGGGCGCGUAGAUAUCUGCAACAGUUGAAGAGGGUCCCGACAAUGGAAUAGAGUGUGUAGAUAUCUGCAAUAGUUGAAAGGGUCCUAACAACAGCACACUCGCCUAGAUUCAUGCCGUUGUUUUACAUGAAAUGAUCUUUGACUUUCUCCUCUAGGACUCGAAGACACAUUUGAGCCACUUGGAGAUGAGCCACGUCGGGGUAAGGUGUUUUGUGUGUGUGUGUCUCGUUGUUAGCCUGUUCCCUCUUAUGGCUCUCUCGUUAGUUACCCGUGCUCUCCUUCUGCAGUCUUGUUGUCUUCUCAUCUCGCCGUUAGGUUUGCCCUGUGAUCUUUAAUCUAAGCAUUAUUUCAAACACGGACAUUCGGAUAACCUUUAUAUUUACCACGAAGUAACAAGUAAACAGAUGGCACCACUGUAUACAGAUAAGCAAUAGCUGCAUGACAGUGGAUGUCAAUCUAAAAAGUCUUUUUUAAUGAAGUGUCUUAAUCUUGUACAGUGACCCUCAUUGAUGGUUGGGGGGAAAAAGGCAUUAUAUGUUUGUUUUCCUUAAGAGGGUGUGAACAUUAUCUUAUCUUUUCUUAUCUUAUCUCUGAUACUGGCGUAGGAAGUUGGGUGGGGAGGGGGGUGGCUUUUUUAAAAUCUUUAUAUGGCGGGGAUGGCUUUUUCGGACAACUGUACAGGGUUUGUUUCGCGGAGUGGGGCGGCCAAUUCUAAGCCUCCACGGGUUGCACCAGCACUAGCUACGCAACUUAAUCUCCAAUUGUCAAAUUAAUGCUAUUCCUUCAUGUCCACAGCCCACGCCGUGUUCAGGCGGUCCGCCCUCGUGGAGGAGAUCAUGGGUCCGCUGAGUAGAAACGUUCGACAGGUCAGCGAGACAACCAGGAGUCAGAGUAAGUUUACAGACGUUAGAGCAGACGACGAACGACGUCUCCGCCAAUAAGUACCGACUUCAGAUCGUCAUUAAAAAAAACAACAAAAAAAAACUUCACCGAAUGUCUUACAGUCUUUUCUCUGCCCCCAAUUGUAGAGACGGAACUAUUUUAUUGUUCAGCCUCCUAAUCGCUGUUAAGUUAAAAAGUAGCCUCACAACGUUAAUAUUAUCCAUAGAUCUCGCCAGGCCAUUGUAGCUUUACGGCAGCCACAGACCUCUUUAAGGGAUUGUCCCACGACGAAUCUGUCAAAAUAUAAUAUCAAGAUGUUUUAAAGCUUCGCCACACUGGGGAGAACGUGGUACAAUUUUUUUUUUUAAAAUCACUAUCUUCUGUUUUAAUUAUUCCUUGAUUACAUUUUGUAAAGAAAACAAAACGUUUACAUUUCUCAAGUUAUUUAUAGAUGGGACAGAAGUGGGAAAAAAUUCAUGUGACUUCGGUGGAAGUUAACCCAGGUAACUAACCAUUGGAACGUAUGUCGUCAGAAGAUGGUCUAUUCAAAAUCAGAAUCGAUAUUCUGAAACAAAUGUUGUGUUUUUGUUGUUUUUGUUGGUUUUGUUUUUUUUUUUUUGGAAAUCAGAAUCGAUAUUCUGAAACAAAUGUUGUGUUUUUGUUGUUUUUGUUGGUUUUGUUUUUUUUUUUUUUUGGUUUUUUAAAUUUCAAAUAAUUUCACGUAUGUUCUUUAUAUUCAAACACCAGUGGUCUACACGAGAAUGAGGAUCCUGCUGUCCCUACUCCGUAUGCAUCUUGGAGCCACGCCCAAAGUUGAGAUCUUCCAGUUCAACAAUUGGGAUAGAACUAUCAACAUUGACCAACUGUUCUAUGUCAAACCAAAAACCGUAUGGGAGGUAAGAACUCCCCCCCCCCUCUCCUUCUUCUCAAUCGUGUGCAACUAAGUAUUUUUAGUUGUGUGGACAUUUAUUGUACAUCUGAUUGCUGUUGAUUUUUAUAAUUAGAUCUGGUAUACAUGUAUUCUGAGUCAUAUAAUCGGUAGGUUUUCACAAAAUCGGGAGUGGGAGCAUGGGAGCUACUACGGCGAAGUCUUGGCGCCACAUUAUGUCUCUACCGAGAGUCUGUUACUUUUUCGAGUGGCGAGACUGACUGCAGGGGUGCACAUUGUAGAACGCCCCUUUCAUCUCACGACCACUGCGCGCUCGUAUUAUUUACAAGAUAAAACUAUUAAUGGACCAAAUAUUUUCCCUCGGAAAAGCGCAAUGACCUUUAACCUAUCCAUCAGGAUGUCCUCGAACUAAGCACAACGUCCUUUAACCUAUCCACUAGGAUGUCCUCAAACUAAGCACAAUGUCCUUCAACCUAUCCACCAGGAUUUCCUCAAACUAAGCACAAUGUUCUUCAACCUAUCCACCAGGAUGUCCUUGAACUAAUACAAUGUUCUUCAACCUAUCCACCAGGAUGUCCUCGAACUAAUACAAUGUCCUUCAACCUACCCACCAGGAUGUCCUCGAACUAACACAAUGUUCUUUAACCUAUCCAUCGCUCUGUCAUAAAACAAUCGAUCAUGACGUAACUUUGUUACACACGAUAUUUCUCCCCCCCCCCCACCAACCAGGUCCGAAAUGUCAUCCUGGCUGCCCGCUCACUGGGCAUGCGUGUGAGGGCGACGGGCGCUGGACACAGCAGGUCACCGCUGUAUGUGGACGAAGGGAACAUCAUGAUGGACGUACGGGACCUCCAGAGGCAUGACGGACCUUUCAUGGAGAUUAUUCCAAAGGUCAGACCAAUUUUUUUUUAACAGGAGAAAAUUAAAUUUUUGUGUUGAUAUUGUUUGUUGAGAUUCUGUGUUUAAUUUUUGUGUUGAUAUUGUUUGUUGAGAUUCUGUGUUUAAUUUUUGUGUUGAUAUUGUUUGUUGAAAUUCUGUGUUUAAUUUUUGUGUUGAUAUUGUUUGUCGAGAUUCUGUGUUUAAUUUUUGUGUUGAUAUUGUUUGUUGAGAUUCUGUGUUUAAUUUUUGUGUUGAUAUUGUUUGUCGAGAUUCUGUGUUAAAUGUUUGUGUUGAUAUUGUUUGUUGAGAUUCUGUGUUUAAUUUAUGUGUUGAUAUUGUUUGUUGAGAUUCUGUGUUUAUUUUUUGUGUUGAUAUUGUUUGUUGAGAUUCUGUGUUUAUUUUUUGUGUUGAUAUUGUUUGUUGAGAUUCUGUGUUUAUUUUUUGUGUUGAUAUUGUUUGUUGAGAUUCUGUGUUUAUUUUUUGUGUUGAUAUUGUUGGUUGAGAUUCUGUGUUUAUUUUGUGUGUUGAUAUUGUUUGUUGAGAUUCUGUGUUAAAUGUUUGUGUUGAUAUUGUUUGUUGAGAUUCUGUGUUUAAUUUUUGUGUUGAUAUUGUUUGUUGAGAUUCUGUGUUUAAUGUUUGUGUUGAUAUUGUUUGUUGAGAUUCUGUGUUUAAUGUUUGUGUUGAUAUUGUUUGUUGAGAUUCUGUGUUAAAUGUUUGUGUUGAUAUUGUUUGUUGAGAUUCUGUGUUUAAUGUUUGUGUUGAUAUUGUUGGUUGAGAUUCUGUGUUUAUUUUGUGUGGGUGUUGGUGUUUUUUUUUUUACUUAUUUUAAUGCAAGCCUAAAUUAAAAAAAAAUAUUGGUCUGAGAUUUUAGACGAGUUAGGAAAUAAAAAGAACAUUGAAUGGUUUGAUGAAACAAAGUUUAAAAAAAAAAAAAAUUACUUCAAAAGAAUUGAAGGAUUUAUUCCCUCAUUACGCACUUGCUUAUUUUCUUUUUAGAAUUCUAGUCCCCCUACUCCCACUCCAAGUUUUUUCCACACUCCCAGUCUUGACCCCACUACCAGUCUUGACCCCACUCUCAGUCUUGACCCCACUACCAGUAUUGAUCCCUCUCCCCAUUCUUGACCCCACUCUCUGUCUUGACCCCACUACCAGUAUUGAUCCCACUCCCCAUUCUUGACCCCACUCACAGUCUUGACCCCACUCACAGUCUUGACCCCACUACCAGUAUUGAUCCCACUCCCCAUUCUUGACCCCCCUCUCAGUCUUGACCCCCCUACCAGUAUUGAUCCCCCUCCCCAUUCUUGACCCCACUCACAGUCUUGACCCCACUCACAGUCUUGACCCCACUCCAACUCCCAGUCUUAACAAAACAAAAGCAAAAAAAAAAAACCAAAAAAAAACUAAAAACAACGGUUACCAAGCCAGACCAACGUUUAACAAACAAUGUGUCAGACCUGUGUCUGGUCAACACAUUAGCGACUGAACGAACCAUCCGGAAAAUGUCUAAUUUUUUGUUCUCUCCAAGCAUUAAUAAAACAUUGAUGAUGCGUCUCGCUACGAAACAUCAUUGCUCGCACCUAGCGUAUAGCCAUGCUGCAAAACUUUGGACUGAGAAGAUUAUUAUUAUGUAAGGUUGCCUGUAAAUUUAGUACGUUAAGGAAUUCAGCCCCCACUCCACCCACUCCCACCCCUUCCUACCACCUAAGUAGCUACGAAAACAGCCGCUUAAACUGUUAUAUGAAGAAAACCGGAUAAUCUACUUACAAACUGUCGUUUUUGUUUUUGUAGGUUUGUCUGGCCUACAUUUGCUUCCCCCCCCCCCUCCUCUUCAUCACAGUUUGAAAACAUCCCGGAGAGACGAUACAGAAAAAAACAAUAAUAAAACUUUCUUGGGAAACACGUCGCAUUAGAAUUCAGUGUUUCCCAAACUGUUUGCCCACCCGGGCGACCCCUAGGUACGCCACUCCACAUAUGGCUUGAGAUUCUCAGUCCGUGUCACGGGCGACCCCUAGGUACGCCACUCCACAUAUGCUUGAGAUUCUCAGUCCGUGUCACGGGCGACCCCUAGGUACGCCACUCCACACAUGGCUUGAGAUUCUCAGUCCGUGUCACGGACGACCCCUAGGUACGCCACUCCACACAUGGCUUGAGAUUCUCAGUCCGUGUCACGGACGACCCCUAGGUACGCCACUCCAGACAUGACUUGAGAUUCUCAGUCUGUGUCACGGGCGGCCCCUAGGUACGCCACUCCAGACAUGGCUUUAGACUUUGACUACAUAAUGGAAAUGCAUAAAAGGAUAGGUUUAUUUAUAAAUAGAUAUAAUAUGGUUACACCACUCAUGGGCACGGGGGUGAGUGUUCCCCGCACCAGAGCAUGUGAAGAAAAACUGCGCAUAGACUGACGUAGCUUAUCUUACACUGCAGUUGUUACUUUCUUAUGUCAACGGUCCUCUAUGGACGUCAAGUAAUGUAAGAAUUUCUAAUGUUUUAUUUACGCUGUACUUUUCCCAAAUCGAAAAUAAUGUUCAAUCUUUGCCCUCUCUCCCCCACCCCGCGUCACUUUUGUGUCUGCAGACGCCAGAGAGAAACUUUGCCACACUGAGGGCCAUGACGGGCGUCUACGAGAUUGAGAUGAACGAAUUUCUGAUCAAGAACAACUACACGAUCCUGGCAGAGCCCCUCAACGACCAGGAGACGCUGGGCGGGAUGGUGGCGGCCAGCACACACGUGAGUACACAUCGCCGUAUUCAUAAUAAUAAUAAUAAUAAUAAUAAAGCUCAUUUGAAAAUCACGCUUCAUCCCUAUAGGCUCGAAACGCGGUACAAAGUCAUCCAUAUGAAAAAAGAAUGAAAAAAGAAUCUAUAUUGUACCACAUUGAAAUAAAAACGCAACAUUACAAAAACUACAUACGAGAACACCCAUUCUAAGUCUUUCAUCCCUUGCAACCAUUAAAAAACACAGGCCUCUUCACAUCUAGGAGAUAAUAGCUAGCUGGAAAAGAUGGUAUACAAAUUCACCCCGACAGGUGUUUGCGAAAAAGAUAUGUUUUCAAAUCAGUUUUGAAAGACUCCAGUGUCAUCCACAUUAGAAGUGUCCUUAAUCGAGUCGGUACCAAUGUCCAAAAAACCUGAAACUGUUCACGAGACUUCCGAUCUGUUAACAGGUCAUAUUAUUUUGUUUUCGUAAUACAAUCCACACCAAAAAACACGCAAAUCAUCAACAACUUGAAACGAUGUCACACAAAAGUUGAAUGAAUAAUUUUAAAGAAAUUUAAAAAAUAAAAAAAAAAAAUUAAAAAAAAAUAAAAAAAAAAAAAAAAAAAAAAAAAAAAAAAAAACGAAAAAAAAAGAAAGAAAAAUCUGAUGAUAUUCCCAGGGUUCGACUUAUGAUGAGCCCACUUACAGUGGUAUCGUUGUAGAGAUGAGACUCAUCGACUCCCAGGGCCGACUCCGGAGGUUCACCCUCGAGAGGCAUCCCAUGAUCAUGAAGGCAGCCAUCUGUAACCUGGGCAUGUUUGGCAUUAUGUACGACAUCACGAUCAAAGUAAGUUGACGGCUAUCACGUGACGGAUAUCACGUGUCCAACAAAACCUCAUUGCGCAAACGAGGACCGAACACUGCCCGACACUGAGGUACCGACAUAGACUCGACAUAGACUCGACUCGAUUAUUAUGUUAUUAUUCUCUUAUUAACAUUCAAUAAAUUUAGACCAUUGAAAAAUUUUUCAAAUUUAACAACUAUAUAAAAAAUCCAGUUCCUAAUAAAAAUAAUUUGUAAAUAUAAAACCUUUUUUUUAAAAAAAAAAACGAAAAUUAAAAACUGUUAGAGGGGAAAAAAAAGGAACUUUGACAGUCUACGGUUAAACAUGAAUGUCUUAUGUUUGCAGAUCCAACCAGCCAUCAUUGUAAAGGUUGUCAACACGUUUGUCCCACUGAAAGACCUCAUCCAGAACCAGGCGGCGCUCAAGGCCCAGAUCAGUGGGAAUUUUAUGAACGAGAUCUCUUGGUUCCCCUUCAACAACCUGUCCCCAGAUGAAGAGGCGUUCUAUCGUCGUACAGGAAAGGCCCCAGAUACAUGGAAUGCUGGAAAGGAUAUUCUUUGGGUCAGGUAAGAUUAUUAUAAAAAAGGUUUUAAAAAAAAACAGAAAACAAAAUCUGGAUUAUUUUUUGGAAGCAUUAAGUUUAUUUUUAAAGUCAUUUAAGCUGGGUCCUGGGUGGCCGAGUGGUCUGAACUUCAAUCUCCACUAAAGCCUAGCAACAACAAAAAAAGAUCGUUAAUCUUGGAUUUCAACUCAUCUAAGAGUAAGAGAACGAAACUCUGAAUUCAAACCCGGAGACGGAGUCCCGUAGGCGGAUAGCAUUGACACAAUGAACUAUUCCAAAAACUCCUCCGAUGCUAUCGGUGCCAAGCUGUAUCCUCCCUUGGGUUAUCUUGGUGCGUGGAGAGAGGCGAUUAGCUGUCUAGGGAACCAGCUGAUAGUCCUAAAAAAAAUAAAAAUCCCAGGCCUUAUGAUUUCGUCCUGUCAAGUCUACACCAUCGUCACAUUGUGAUGGUCGGAUGCCGUACAAGAAAAGGAAGUUGGUCAUGGACCUAAACAAGCUUCGUCUGAUUUCUAAUUCCUUUUUUUUUUUUUUUUUGCUUUGUGAAGGAGUUGCGUAGUUAAUCUCUGCUCCAUUGUAUUUAAUAAAAGGGGAAGGGGGGGAAUGUAAGUUGCCUACAUUCGAUGAAUGAAGAAAACAGCUCCUUGAAAACUGAAAUAAUUCGAUUGUCAAAGUUUGGUCUGAUUUCUAAUUCCUUUUUUUUUUUUUUUUGCUUUGUGAAGGAGUCGCGUAGUUAAUCUCUGCUCCAUUGUAUUUAAUAAAAGGGGAAGGGGGGGAAUGUAAGUUGCCUACAUUCGAUGAAUGAAGAACACAGCUCCUUGAAAACUGAAAUAAUUCGAUUGUCUCAGAUUCUAGGCGAGAUAUCCGAUUUCAGCUGCCCGGGGCUGAGGGUAAAUUACUGCAAAUUUUCUUCAAAGAUGUAGAAACAUUAAUCAUAAAUUAAGAAAGACAAGAUAAAUAUUUAUUUUUAAAAUAUGUUUUUUUGAGAAACUAUACAGCAGAAUGACAAUAGACACGAGUAUAACGUGAUUCGCAGCACCUAUGCAUAAAAUAACUGACGACAAUAUUUAAUAAACACAAAUUGAAGACAUGCCCAUUGAAACAAUUUCUUAACACUUUUACCAAACAUAAAUUAACCACAGCAGCCAUUAAGAAUGCUAUCUUUUGUUUCUCUUUGGGCUCUUCAGACUUUAUAGUAAUAAAGAAAAUGCUACGAUGCAGUCAGGGACGUCAUUAUGGUAGGGCUGGGUGGGACAUUUGCCACCCCCCCCCCCUUUUGAAUUUGCAUGUUUUAUUUAAAUUGAUAUGUACUGUGGCGCCUCCGGUUAUAAAAUAAAUAUAAGAACGAAGGUUUGCCAAAAUUGAAUUCAUGAACAGGACAAACAAUUUUAACGUUUCGGCUUAGAGGCUUCAUCAGAAAACAAGACAAAAAGAAGUAUAACAAGUAUCAGAUCACAGUAAAAAAAAAAACCUCACGUAAUAAACAACUUAACAAGCCGACCAAGUUUUGAUUUAGCUCCCCCCCCCCCCCAACCUCUUUAAAAAAAAACCUGAAAUGGGUGCCACUGGAUGUAGUUUUUCAGUCAAGGUCAUUCACUACCUGUCACAACAACGACAUGAAAUAGCCCCGCCCUCUGCUUUCUCCCUGCAGAACCAUCAACCCCGUGAAUGCAUCUGAAAUGGUCGGGAAAAAUCUGACCGGCUCAAUCUACCUACCCAGCAACGGUUCAUUGGCAGGUGGAACUGAGACUGGACUCUUGAAAGCUAAGGUAAUUUAAAAAAAAAAAAAAUUAAUUAAAAAAUAAUAUUUUAAUAGCGAUAAUUUUGUAUUGCCUUAUUAGUAAACACACAUGUCAAAUGAAUGGUGUCAGAGAAACAAGUCUAUUGCUGGAACUUGGUCAUCAGAAGUUAGAACAUGAUUAAAAUAAAUUGUAUUGUGUAAUAAGUAUGAGCUUAUUUUAACAUGUGAUCAUUGGCUUGUUCCCCCCCACCACCCCCCCCAGGGCUCCGUGAACUUGGCCAGGCAAAUCCCAGAGGUCAGCUACCAGUACCUGGUCCACGCCUUCCCUAUCAUCUUGCCCCCCAGGUGGGGAGUGGAGACCAGCGCUGCCUUCAUGGUCAACAUUGAUAACAGUUUUGACAGGCCUUUCAGAGCUCUCAAUGUAAGUCCAACGGAGGCGGCCAUCUUGCUGUGUGUGGCUGUACACGUAGAGUUGCAUGGCUAGGCCCAUUGGCUGAUUACCAUUUGAAUGGGGCAGAUGACACUUUAAUUGGCACACCACCGUUUGAAUGGGGCAGAUAACACUUUAAUUGUCAGAUCACCGUUUGGUGGGGCAGAUUACAAUUUAAUUGGCGGAUCGCCGUUUGAUGGGGCAGAUUAAAAUUUAAUUGGCAGAUCACCGUUUGAUGGGGCAGAUUAAAAUUUAAUUGGCACAUCACCGUUUGGUGGGGCAGAUUAAAAUUUAAUUGGCAGAUCACCGUUUGAUGGGGAAGAUUAAAAUUUAAUUGGUGGAUCGCCGUUUGGUGGGCAGAUUAAAAUUUAAUUGUCAGAUCACCGUUUGGUGGGCAGAUUACACUUUAAUUGUCAGAUCACCGUUUGGUGGGGCAGAUUACAAUUUAAUUGGCGGAUCACCGUUUGGUGGGCAGAUUACACUUUAAUUGUCAGAUCACCGUUUGGUGGGGCAGAUUAAAAUUUAAUUGACGGAUCACCGUUUGGUGGGCAGAUUACACUUUAAUUGUCAGAUCACCGUUUGGUGGGGCAGAUUAAAAUGUAAUCGGCAGAUCACCGUUUAAUUCCCCGCCCGUUACUUAUUAUGCAACGUUAUGCAUUUAUUUUGAAAAUAAGCCAUGCAAUUUAUUGAAGGUAUAUAAUUAUAUAACUUCUAAAUUAAUCCCAAUUAUCGUAAUAGAGCUUCUAUUUGGGUAAUUAAAAUUAUAGAGCACUCAAUUUCGGUAAUUAAAAUGACCGAGUGAACUAACGGAUUUAGCGCCCCUUAGAUUCCCUAACGUUUCAAUCUUGCACCCGGACUCCUUAUUGCCACCACUUACAGGCGUUAUGUUGAAACACAAGUGACGUGGCCACACAUUUUUACAAAUACAAUUUUAAUAUGGGGUGGGUUUACAAAUUGGAUGCAUUACAUGAAAAUAAGUUGCCCAUGAUAUGACGAAAAGUAGAAUCUUAUCUUGUAAUUUUGGAAUGAUUUUACAAAAAAUAAGUUAGUUUAAAAAAAAAAAAUUAUAAACAGUUUAAACACACCUUAUAAUUGUAUAAUUGUAUAAUUCAAUGAUCAACAAAUGGAUAUUCUUCAUUUCAGUACAUGGUGAACAAGACAGAGACCCAGAUUAGGAUGAACGCUUCCACUCCCAUGAACGCCUUACUGCCCAGGUGGUUCAAGAACCACAAAUGUUGCCUCUGUCCCGGAAAUGAGGAGAUAACUAUGCCAGAUGAUUCUGGGAAAACCCUAGUCAUCGACUUCUUGGCGCCCCCUGCACAGUAUGGAUUCUAUCCAGCUGCUGAAGCUGUGAGUACCUUCCUUCUGACGUAAUCCUUUCUUUUAUAGUGUAAUGGAGUUUUGUUCAAUCCAAGUGCGACACUAGGGUUGGUGAGCUCCCCCCCCCCCUUUUUUUUUCUUCUAGACUUUCUAAGGAGCUUCACCAAGUCUGACUGCUCUGUCACACUCCUUAAUACUUAAUAAGGGCAGUCAAAACUAUUCGUUUGUGGCAAAAAAGGAUUUACAAAGUAGUAAAGUUGUCUGAAAUGAAUUUGAGUUAUCUGACAUGGAUUUGAGUUAUCGGACAUGGAUUUGAGUUAUCUAACAUGGAUUUGAGUUAUCUGACAUGAUUUGAGUUAUCUGACAUGAUUUGAGUUAUCUGACAUGAUUUGAGUUAUUCACAGGGAUUUGAGUCACCUGACAAGGAUUACAGAUUUUUUCCAGAACAGUAUAAAAAUUUAAUUUUAAAAAAUUUUGUUGCAGAAAAAAUUAUCUUCAUUUCUAUUACAUAUUUAUUUGCAGUUUGUCGAAGAGUUCAAGGCUGAAAAAGUUCGACCCCAUUGGGGCAAACGCCAUGACAAUAUCCCGGGAAUUAUUGACGUCAUUAAGAAUGUCUACGGAGGGCUUCUCGGUGAAUUCCAAACUCAAAGGCGAUUGGCUGAUGUUGACCCCUGUGAUAUGUUUAUGAACUCUUACUUACUGGCCAUAUUUGGACGAAGUCCCAAUUGCUAAGUUUGUAAUAUACACACUACAGCUCAAAUUUUAAAUGGUCAGAAAGAUCUCUACAAUAUUAUAAAAAAAUUAAACAUUUUAACCAUAACCAUACCAUUGGCUAUUUACUAUAAAAACCGUACAAAAUUAAUUUGGCACCGUCCUCUAGCAGGUCAGUGUUUCAUUAAAUUUUCAGUAAGAAAUCUUGCCAGAUUGUUAUUAGACUAUUAUUAACUUUAAAAAAAAAAAUUUUUUUAAUAUACAUUGACGAAUGGCUCUGUUGUGUACUGAGUUCUUUCUUUUUUUCAAUAGGCAUUUUAAAAUGUUUUCCCCAUUCGCUUAAUUAACUAUAAUAAAAUGUAUUUCUCUGAGCACAUGAAGUUACAAUUCUUUCAAUAACUUUCUUGAGUGAUUGCUUCAUCUCAAAUCAAUCAAUAUCAUCCUGUCGGUGUGAAAGAACGUAUGGUGCAGUGGGGAGGCUCCCCCCCCCCCCCCAAAUUCCCAAAGAGUUGCGCUAAAUGAGAUUCUUAAAAAACAUAGCAAGUGCGUUUGGUGUGUAAUAUUUACUCUUGUUUUACUGAGAUGGUUUAAAUUUAAAUAUGGUGGUUUAAUAAAUCUGCGGUGUAAAAGGAGUGCGGCACGUAGGCUACUUGGGGGAGGGGGUAAGGGGGGCAGAACUAUUGGGAUUCUUAUAAAGUGCGUUACUUGAAUGCAUGUUUUGCCAAGAAGCUUGAGUAGAUGGGAAGUUCACGCUUUACCGCAUUUGUUUGGCAGGCUAUAAUAACUAGUUAUGAAAUAUAACAAUAUACGCAAGAUAUAUGAGUUUUUUUCCUUCCUUUGAGCUAUGUUUAGAAUCAUCAUGGGGUUGUCGCUCCCUUACAAAAUGUAUUUUUUUUUUUUUUAAAAUUGGUUGUGCCGAUACCUUGACUUAGAAAAGGGAAAUCAAAACAUUCAUGUUAUCGAGAGUUUGGUCCCCUCCACCAUUUCAAGACAUAUCAUCAUCAGCUUUAACUUUGACGUCAUUUCUAGGAGAAUUAUUUUUUACAUGUGUUGAAUUUGUGGCUGUUUGCAAACAUAAGUAUAUUGUAUGAUAUUUUCUUUUAAAUUCUGCCAAUAUCUGUGCCUGUUUGCAAUCAUAAGUAUAUUUUAUGACAUUUUCUUUUAAAAUCUGCCAAUGUCUUUUCAACUUUUUUAUGUUUUAAAAUUGUACUUGUUUAAUGAUGAGUUUGAAUGUGUAUUUGAUUGUCUUUGGUAGUUUCCCACCUCAGAUAGUUGCCUGCUUGAGAUGGUUUUAUAAUUUUAAGACAAAUGUGCGCUUUGAGUGUUGAAGUGAAAGGUAACCAUGCAUAUAACCAUUUUGUUAUUACUGUUUAUGAUUGAGAUUUGCUUGUUAUUUUGAUGUACAUAUACAUUUUGAAUUGAAAUAAAAGCAAUUUAUUGUUGAUUUUGUAAUAAAAUUUCCGCAUCUGAAACUAC